This is a messenger RNA of Phlebotomus papatasi, 2249 nucleotides long. Its product is annotated as glucose dehydrogenase [FAD, quinone]-like. The transcript is spliced from 4 exons. The coding region runs from base 68 to 1936 and encodes 622 amino acids. Gene Ontology annotation, molecular function: ecdysone oxidase activity; flavin adenine dinucleotide binding. Lineage: Eukaryota; Metazoa; Arthropoda; Insecta; Diptera; Psychodidae. The record is from RefSeq and is a predicted model, not a curated record.
GAAGACUCAACACAUCUUUUAGGUGAACUCUUAAAUUUGGAAGUUUUUGUGUUGAAAAUUUGAAAGAAUGGAUUGUUUCACUUCACCGUGUGCGAAUUUAAGUACGGGACCUGCAAACCUAUACCUUUCAGCGCUUAUCAAUUUUGCGACGAUUUCGCAAUGUUCACUGUCACCUCCGGAAAAAUGGCCAGCAGAUUAUGGAGAUAUAGCCAUCAGAAAAGGAUUCGAGGAGUAUGAUUUCAUCAUUGUUGGGGCCGGUUCUGCUGGUUGUGUUCUUGCUAAUCGACUUAGUGAAAAUCCGAAUUGGAACAUUUUGCUUCUAGAGGCAGGAGGCGAUCCUCCGAUUGAAUCAGCAAUUCCAAGGCUUUUCCUAGCAGUUCCGGUACCACCUUACGACUGGCAGUACUAUGCUGAACGAUCAGAUAAUUUCAGUUUGCUACAGCCAAAUGGUGACUUUUGGCCUAGGGGGAAAAUGCUAGGAGGAUCAAGCUCUACCAAUGGAAUGUUCUAUGUAAGAGGAAACGAAGGUGAUUACGACAAUUGGGAGAAACUGGGAAAUCCAGGUUGGGGAUGGAAUGAUGUUUUGGAGUAUUUCAAAAAAUCGGAAAAUAACAAAAAUCCAGAAAUUGCUAAUGCUUUUGAUGGGUACUACCAUUCUACAAGUGGACCUAUGUCUGUUGAACUUUACAACAGUGACGAACCUAUUAAUGCUGUAAUUGUGCAAGCUGCGAAAGAAAUGGGCUUUAAAUUUGUCCAGGAUAUCAAUGCUAAGGAACAUAUUGGAUUCACGUAUUCUCAAGGAACACUUAACAGUGGCCUUCGGGAAAGUACAGCUACUGCCUUUUUGAUUCCAGCUAUGAAUCGUCCCAAUCUACAUGUUGUCAAGCAUGCUCAUGUUCUGGAUCUCGUGAUCAAUGAAGAUGGAGAGGUUUCUGGAGUAAGGAUGAACCUCAGGGGAGAACAAGAAUUGAAGGCUUAUGCAAAAAAGGAAGUCAUCCUUAGCGCUGGUGCUAUAAAUUCCCCACAAAUUCUAAUGCUGUCCGGAAUUGGUCCGUCGGCGCACCUUCAAGAAAUGGGAAUUCCUGUAAUCAAAAAUCUUCAAGUGGGAAAAAAUUUACAAGAUCAUUCAAUAGUACCAUUUUUUAUCCAGCUCGAUAAAUCAACUGCUGUCCCAGUCUCAGCAAGUGACAUUAUACAGGCAUUCUUUUUAUAUUUGACAACUCAUACAGGAUUUUUUGCCACAACUGGUUCACUACAAACAUUGGGCUAUAUUAAUGUACACGAUCCCCUUGCAAAAUAUCCUAACUUCCAGUACUAUCACAUAGCAUUUCAAAAAGGUCAAGUGGCUGAUAUUGUUGGAACUUUCAAAGGUCUCGGUUAUAGUGAUGCAUUAACCGAUUUUGCCGGUAAAAUCGUUCAAGAAUCUAAUAUUCUUGUAAUCAUCCCUUCACUUUUAACACCAAAAUCUGAAGGGGAAAUCCUCCUACGCAGUGCAGAACCAACUGAGAAACCACGUAUCCUCGCUAACUUUUUCGGAGAAUAUUCCGAUAUCGAGGCAUAUAUUAAAGCCAUUCGGCUAUACCUUAGAUUCCUGAAUACUGAAACCUACAGAACACGCGAAGCUGAAUUACUUCGUUUUCCAAUUCCAGAAUGUGAUUUACUGGAAUUCAAGAGUGACAAAUACUGGGAGUGCUAUUGCCGCUACACGGUAAAAACCGUCUUUCAUCCUGUGGGUACGGUUAAGAUGGGUCCUGACUACGAUCCUGGCGCCGUUUUAAACCACAGAUUGAAGGUUAAAGGAUGCACAGGGCUACGUGUAAUUGAUGCUAGUGUAAUGCCUAAAGUUCCAGGAGGAAAUACUAAUGCUCCUACAAUUAUGGUAGCAGAAAAGGGAGCUGACUUCAUUAAAGAAGAUUGGGGUUAUGUCUCACUGUAAGGCCAUGUGAGGCCAUAAGAAAAUUAUGUAAAAUGAUCUAACUAAAUAUUUUUAUAUAAAAGGAUAAGGAGGUACAUUGUUACAAUUAGUAAGAGCGUUCGGGUUUUCCGUUCUAAGUUCUCUGGCUCGUCUGACACACUUAAGUGUCCGAAUCCCACCCGGUGCAAAGAAUUGAAACGUUUGAAGAGAUUUUUUUUGCGAUACUUUGUAAACAGAAUAACCAUUUUUAAACCGAUAAAUGUGAAAAAUUGUCAAAAUGGCCCACCAUUUUAAAAUAAAUAAAUAUUUUAUAUAAAAUGAUAAGUUAAACUCA